GAAAAACUGCUUUAUCAACUUUGUUUUCGGAAAUAUAUAAAAGCGCAUCUUAGAUAAUUCAACAUUCAUUCAGUGAGAUAUAUCAGUCAGUAAUUACGUUAGAUUGCAUUUCAUUUUGAAAAAAUGUUGAAGUUAUUAGUAUUUGCUGCCUUACUCACAGUAGCCUACUCUCAAAAAAGUGCUGUAGCUUACUUAACCGAUCCGAAUGGAAUUAGUGGCGUUACUGGAAAUAUUACUUUCACCGAAACAGCUUUAGGAGUUCUGGUUAGUGGAGAAGUACAUGGUUUGACUCCUGGACAACAUGGUUUCCAUAUACAUGAAUUUGGAAAUAUCAGUCCUGGCUGCUUAGCAAUGGGUAGUCAUUUCAACCCGAAAAAAGUGAACCACGCUGGUCCACAAAAUGAAAUACGUCAUGUUGGAGAUCUCGGUAAUAUUAAAGCAAAUGAUGAUGGAAUAGCGUAUGUAAACAUUGUAGACAGAGUUAUAGCUCUACGUGGUGUCAAUGAUAUUAUUGGAAGAGGGGUUGUUGUCCACAAUACAGUUGAUGAUCUUGGACAAGGUGGUAACGAAGAGUCACUUAAAACUGGAAAUGCUGGAUCGAGACUAGCAUGUGGUGUAGUUGGAAAAAACUUUUAAAAUUUUCUGUUAGAUUCAUUAUAAAAGAUAUGUUACUUUCGUAAUAAAUAUGUUGUUUCUUAAAA
This is a messenger RNA of Diorhabda carinulata, 701 nucleotides long. RefSeq lists its product as uncharacterized. Gene Ontology annotation, biological process: removal of superoxide radicals. The transcript is spliced from 2 exons. Lineage: Eukaryota; Metazoa; Arthropoda; Insecta; Coleoptera; Chrysomelidae. The record is from RefSeq and is a predicted model, not a curated record. Bases 124 to 636 code for a protein of 170 amino acids. Gene Ontology annotation, molecular function: superoxide dismutase activity; copper ion binding.